UUGCUUCUGUCAGGUAAAGAGGGUGAACAAGAUAUGGAAUAAAUACCCUCGUCAGACUAACAACCGUCACUGGUAUUUGCCUAGUAAUCUCAGAUUUACUCCAAGUCUCAGAAUGCCCCCCAAGGUUAGCGGAAAAGCUGCGAAGAAGGCCGGCAAGGCCCAGAAGAACAUCGCCAAGGGCGACAAGAAGAAGAAGCGCAAGAGGAAGGAGAGCUACGCCAUUUACAUCUACAAAGUCUUGAAGCAGGUCCACCCCGACACUGGCAUCUCCUCCAAAGCCAUGACCAUCAUGAACAGCUUCGUCAACGACAUUUUCGAGCGCAUCGCUGGAGAAUCGUCCCGUCUUGCCCACUACAACAAGCGUUCGACCAUCACCAGCCGGGAAAUCCAGACGGCCGUCCGUCUGCUCUUGCCCGGUGAGUUGGCCAAGCACGCCGUGUCUGAAGGCACCAAGGCAGUCACCAAGUACACCAGCACCAAGUAGAUUGUUCCUCUUGGUCUCUCUACAAACCAAACGGCCCUUUUCAGGGCCACCAAAAUAUUCAAGAAAUGAAAACAAUUAA
This is a messenger RNA of Daphnia pulicaria, 563 nucleotides long. Its product is annotated as histone H2B.3. Gene Ontology annotation, molecular function: structural constituent of chromatin; protein heterodimerization activity; DNA binding. The record is from RefSeq and is a predicted model, not a curated record. The transcript has a single exon. Lineage: Eukaryota; Metazoa; Arthropoda; Branchiopoda; Diplostraca; Daphniidae. The coding region runs from base 113 to 484 and encodes 123 amino acids. Gene Ontology annotation, cellular component: nucleosome.